UAGUGGUCGUUUUUUAUGGUCGUUAAAAAUUCACAAAGACGUGACAGUUCAAGCAGAUCAUGUUCUCGAAGCUCAUCUCCUAGUUCUGGGAGUUCUAUCUCUUCAUCUUCUGGUUCAAGUCGCAGUAGUUCUCCAGGAGCUAAGGCGGCAAUUGCUGCUGUUAAAAACUCUCCCAGACAACCCACUAAAACCGAGAGAAAAGCCCGCCAAUCUCCAAUCAAGAGGGAAAGGACCCCUCCAAUGAGACCCUUGAAGGUCUACGUCUCAGGACUGACCCAAAAUGUGAACAAACUACAUAUUGGGGAGAUAUUUGGAACAUGUGGAGCCAUAUUGAGCACAGUAAUGCCAGUGGAUCCAAUUCACCCUGAAUUUUCCCGCGGAUAUGCAUAUGUGACAUUCGAGACCCCUGAGAGUGCAGAGGCAGCUGUAAAGAUGCUGAACAGAGGACAAAUUGAUGGGCAGAACAUAAGUGUGUCCCUCAUGCAGAAUACGAGGACUGCUAGGAGGUCUCCUGUCCAUUAUAGAAGGCCAAUGUCCCCUGUGAGGAGGUAUCGGUCUCCUGCAAGAAGGCGUUAUUCUCCCCAUAGGAGAAAUAGGGCUCGUGUUGGUGGAAGUCGUUCUUCUUCUCGAUGAUUUGGUAUUAAUUAAUUUUUGUUCCUUGUUUCUAUUUUUUGA
Molecule: messenger RNA, 675 nt
Organism: Octopus sinensis (East Asian common octopus)
Lineage: Eukaryota; Metazoa; Mollusca; Cephalopoda; Octopoda; Octopodidae
Product: RNA-binding protein with serine-rich domain 1-like
Exons: 1
Coding region: 16-633 (205 amino acids)
Biological process (GO): mRNA splicing, via spliceosome
Cellular component (GO): cytoplasm; nucleoplasm; ASAP complex
Molecular function (GO): RNA binding
Source: RefSeq, a predicted model, not a curated record